Messenger RNA from Pestalotiopsis fici W106-1, 1464 nucleotides. RefSeq lists its product as uncharacterized. The coding region runs from base 1 to 1464 and encodes 487 amino acids. The transcript is spliced from 2 exons. Gene Ontology annotation, cellular component: nucleus. The record is from RefSeq and is a predicted model, not a curated record. Lineage: Eukaryota; Fungi; Ascomycota; Sordariomycetes; Amphisphaeriales; Sporocadaceae.
AUGCCCGCGCCGUCGGACAAGACUUUGGAGAAGGAGCUGCGAAUCGAGACCAAGGCUUUGCUCGAUAACGAGGAGGAGGUUACUGUGAACAAGGUCCGCACUCUGGUUGAAGAGAAGCUCGAUCUUCCGGAGCAGUUUUUCAAGGAGAGCCCAGAGUGGAAAGAGCGUAGCAAGAAGAUCAUCCACAAAGCAAUUAAUGGCGAGGAAAGCGAUGACGAACCCAAGAAGGAGUCGGAAUCGCCAAACGUUAAGAAGACUGCCGUGAAGCGCCAAUCGAGCGAAGAGCCCGAACAAAAACCCAAGCGCGUCAAGAAGGAGGCCGCUCCCAAGAAACCCGCCAAAAAGGUCGCGCCCAAGAAGGGCAAGAAGCCCGUCUCGUCCGAGUCUGAAUUAAGCGAACUUGAGGACUCCGAAGAGGAAGAGAAGCCCAAGGAGCGAGUCACGAAGCCCCAAAAGAAAGUCAAGAAGGCUGCAUCCGAGUCCGAACUCAGCGAUCUAGACGAAUCCGAGGUGGAAGCCAAGCCAAAGAAAGCCGCAGCAAGGGGUAGACCCAAGAAGAAAGCUGCGCUUUUAGAUGAUGAUGACGACGAGGACGACGACGUGAAGAGUGAAUCAGGCGCAGCCGCUACCAAGCGCAAGCGUGCAAGCAAAGAUGCCAAGAUUGAGUCUGAAGACGAGGAUGAAGAUUCUGAAAAGAAGAAAGUCCCUAGCAACGAACCCGAAGAUGAAGCUGAGAGAAAAGACGCAGCAAAAGUGAAGGGCCAGGACUUUGACAAUGAGGAAAAGCCCCAGGUUGAGGCGGCCGAGGAGGAGAGAGGCAGCAAACCCACAGUCGCAGAUGAUGAUAGCUCGGACCUCUCGUCAGUCGUCGACGACGGGCCACCGCCCAAGAAAAAGGCGAAGAAGGAAGAAAGCAAGCCGGCCGUAGACGAUGAUAGCUCCGACCUUUCCUCAGUCAUAGACGAUGAUCCAGUGCCCAAGAAGCGAAAGACAAAGGAGCCCAAAGGUGGCAAGGGUCCAGCCAAGUCAAAGGCAGCAAAGUCGGGUGCCAAGGAGCCCACGGGCGAUGAAGCAGAGAUCAAGAAGUUGCAGGGCCAACUAGUCAAGUGUGGAAUUCGCAAGAUCUGGGGUAUCGAGCUGAAAGAGCACGGUGACGAUAGCAAGGCCAAAAUCCGACAUUUGCGAAAGAUGCUGGCCGAUGUGGGAAUUACCGGUCGUUUUUCGGAAGCAAAGGCCAAGGAAAUCAAGGAGAAGCGUGAAUUGUUGGCUGAUCUGGAUGCUGUACAGGAAAUGAAUGAUCUAUGGGGCACCAAUGGCCGUGCCGGUCGUGCCUCUAGAAGCAAAGCCCGGGCAUCCAUGAAGGAGGAAUCCGCGGAGGAAAGUGAGGCAGAAGAUGCUAAGCCUCGAGUCACGAAGAGAAUGGCUGAUCUGGCAUUUUUGGGAUCAGAAAGCGAGUCGGAGUAA